Molecule: messenger RNA, 732 nt
Organism: Rotaria socialis
Lineage: Eukaryota; Metazoa; Rotifera; Eurotatoria; Philodinida; Philodinidae
Source: the annotation of a GenBank genome assembly
AUGUUAGGUACUCAUAAUUCCUAUCUAUUAGGAUCUAAUUCCGGCACGUUUUCUGAUGAGUGUUUAUCGGAUGAUAAUGAUGAUUCUACAAUUACAAAUGGUCAUUUACUCAAUCAUAAAAAUAAUAUGAAUUCAACAAACUCAAAUGAUGAUAAUAUUCGUCGAUAUCGAACAGCAUUUUCACGUGAACAAUUAGCACGGCUUGAAAAAGAAUUUCUUCGAGAAAAUUAUGUGAGUCGACCACGACGUUGUGAACUAGCAGCUGAAUUACAAUUACCUGAAUCAACUAUUAAAGUUUGGUUUCAAAAUCGCCGAAUGAAAGAUAAACGACAAAAACUAGCAUUUGCUUGGCCAGGUUAUCCUUCUGAUCCAUUUUCAUAUUUUUCGUACAUGUACGCAGCUGCUGCUUCGGGUUUUGUUCCAUCACAAUCAAAUAUGAAUCCAGUCGUACCACCAAUAAAUCCACUAGCAACAGCGGCUGCUCGUUUAGCCACUGCAAAAAUUCGAUCAAUGCCAUCAUCACAAGUACUUAAUGGAUCAACAGAUACGACAGCAUCCUGUUCAUCAGCAUCAUCACCAGCAUCAUCUAGUUCAUCACCAAAACAAAAUCAUCGUCAUCAUCAUGAUUCGCCUGUAAAACCAACAAUUAAUUUUGCUUUACCAGCGAUGGGUUUAGCAAGUUUUCUACCCAAUGUAGUGAAUGAAUCAACAACAAAUACAGCAAGCACAUGA